Messenger RNA from Siniperca chuatsi (mandarin fish), 1380 nucleotides. RefSeq names its product hemicentin-2-like. Gene Ontology annotation, biological process: axon guidance; dendrite self-avoidance; homophilic cell-cell adhesion. Gene Ontology annotation, cellular component: plasma membrane; axon. NCBI's taxonomy places the organism in Eukaryota, Metazoa, Chordata, Actinopteri, Centrarchiformes, Sinipercidae. The coding region runs from base 114 to 920 and encodes 268 amino acids. Gene Ontology annotation, molecular function: cell-cell adhesion mediator activity. The transcript has 4 exons. The record is from RefSeq and is a predicted model, not a curated record.
UCUGUGGUUUUUUGUUAGAGGAAGACACUUUAACAGCCAGGCAGCUGAGUUCCUGUUCUCAGCUCAAACAGAAGCUGUGGUCACUGUUUGUCUGUUCAGUCACUUCAGUCUGUAUGAAGAUGAGGGUGAAUAUCUGCGGCUGCCUGUUAGCCUUUGCUCUAGGCUGUAAUGUCACUGCAGAAAUAAUCCAUGAAGUAUUUGAGGAGAAGGCCUCCAUCUCUCCUCUGCGAUGUCCUCACUCUGUGGAGGGUAAAGUGACGUGGAGCAGAGAGAUUAAUGGAAACAAAGUUGACAUACUUACAGUUGAUGGUGACGGAGAUAUAAGACACAAUGACCCAGGCAGACGAUACAGUUCAUUGGCAGAUAAGUCUCUUCACAUUCGCAGAGCUGCCGUCUCAGACACUGGAAGAUACUUCUGUAAUAAUGAACCGGCUGUGGAGCUGACGGUGAUCCCAUCAGGGACAGUCAGACUCACUGCUACAGAGAGGACCAGCGUCACUCUGAAAUGCCCUCCUGAUGUUGGAGGAUCAGAUGUUCCAACAUGGAGCAGAGACACUGGUGAAAUACAACAACAAAGAAGGUUUUAUGUUUCACCAGUUAACAAGACGUUGACUAUAGCAGACGUGCAGCCUGUUGACUCUGGACUUUACUACUGUGAUGGAAAACCAGCUGUGUAUCUGAAUGUGACCAAAGGUAAAAAGGCCACAGCAACCUCAACACCAACAACUCCAAAUACGCCUUCAGCAAGACAAACAGAAGCAAGAACAACAUCGACGGCAGCAGCACCUCCUCCAGCAGCAACAUCUGUAUCAUUAACGCCGACUCUGGCAAACACUGAUACAACUACAACAAAGAAACAAAGUCACAACAAGAAACCUGACGUCAAGAGUGCAUUUAUGACCAGUCAAAGGCUUAAUUAAUUUCUUUAAUUACAUUUUGACUCGUAAGAAUGAAUUUUAUAUGGAGAAUAUAAUUAGAGAUAUCUACAAUUUAAUUUUGAAUUGUAAUGAAUAUUUGAAAUGUGAAUACCAGAUACCUCCAUUUACAUUAAAGCAAAUUCAAGAUAUCUUCAAUGUAGUUCUGACUAGUUCUAAUUUCUGUUAAAGAUUUAAUUCAGAGCACUGAAAGAUAUCUUAAUUAUCUUUUGGGAUAUCUCAAACUAAGAUAUUACAAUUCAAAAUUCAGAUAGGCCUACAUAAUCUAGUGUAUGUAAUUAUGUUGAAAUUACAUAUGCACAUAAUUACAUACUGUACUUUAUAUAAUAAUACUCUCUUUGUGUUUGAUGUUUGAUUUCUGCUGUAAGACAAGCUGUGUUUGUGUCCACUGCUCCCCUGUACUGUGUAUAACAUGCAAUAUUUUAUAAAUUAUUAAUUCUAAUUU